AUGUCAGACUCAUAUUUCCUCACUCUCUUUCUGCUAUUUCUUCCGGUAAUAAUUGGCGCACCAACAAUCUGUUGCUGUUUAUGCCGUCGUUGCUGCAGACGAGAACGAAACGGUCUUCCCUAUUCUUACUUCCCGAGUAAUAGCAGCAGUAGUAGUGAUUCUUCGUCGUCGUCCUCUUCACGGAAUCUUUUAAAUUCCAAUGAAAUCGACCCACUUACUGCAUUCCCUCCGUUGAAUGGUCUAGUGGAUGAUCGAGUAGUGUACGUAUAUCAAUAUAAUCCGAACGGUGAGGAGUUCGUGAUGGGUACUGAGGGUGGAAAUGCUCCGGGUCUGAUAAAUGGAAGGCCACAACCUGCGUAUGGUGGAAAUGGACGGUAUUAUGUUCCGCAAAUGCCAUUGAUUCCACAUCCACCGUAUUAUGACGACGAACCGCCAAAGUAUGAGGAUAUAGUGGAUUUAUCGGUGUUGGGUGCCUUAUAG
This is a messenger RNA of Ambispora gerdemannii, 480 nucleotides long. NCBI's taxonomy places the organism in Eukaryota, Fungi, Glomeromycota, Glomeromycetes, Archaeosporales, Ambisporaceae. The record is from the annotation of a GenBank genome assembly.